AUGGAGUUGGUUUUACUGAAAAACCCGCUCACUAUCAGCGCCAAGACGCUAAAAAGUUUAACAAAUAACUUCAAAGAGUAUACGAAAAAGCCAGUAUACUCUGCAACAGAUGAGCAGGCAUACGAAGAGAGUCAAGCAGCCGCAGACUUAAUAAACGAAGCGAUACAGCAAAUUAGCAUCGCAAAAGAGGAACUAAAAACUCUAGUCGCGCAGGUUAAACGAGAUUAUGACAAAAUACAAGCACCAGGAGAAAGGGAAGACUUCUCUGAUGCAUUGGAAAAACUCGAAAUUGAAACAAAUUUCAAUGGAAUACUGGGAACUGCGACUGAAAUGACUUACAUGCUGAAAACAAGGCUGACAGAGGUGAUGAGCCAUCGAAACAGAAUGGGACGUAGGCUAGGACUUAUACCUGCGGAACUGAACACAACUGCAAACACUCAAACAAGCAAAAAUAUUGAACACGAAUUAACCGAUAAUGAAUGGAUAUCAGAAGACAGUAAUGAAAGCCCACACAAACAACUAAGGGACAUAUCUGAAAUUCUGGAAAGUAACGUUGAAGAAGCACCAAUGGAGGUGCAGAUGGCAAACAUUGUGGAAAAUGAUGCCAUAAACCAAGAUAACAACAAGUUUGACGCUCACUACACCCAAAAAGGUGGCCGCGCAAUCAAGUCGUCUUCGCUUAAUGCUCAAAAAGAAGGUGAACAAAGGUUCUUUUAUAACCUCGGGUGCAACUGCGAUCAACUAGAACAGGCUGCUCGUGGCCCAGUCGGCCUUUUUUUGCUUGAUAUGCCAGGAUCAUUGUUGGCAGGAGUGGUGCAACAGGAUCGCUUUGCCGUGGUUGUGGAGGGUGAAAGGCAAAGGGUGGACGAGCUGGAAAGUUCCACACCUGAAGGCAUGGAUAAAAUGGUUUCUAUCGCAUUGGAGAGAGCUGCGGCUAAGGAGGAAGACGAGCUUGGGCUAGCUGAGUAUGUGAUGUCGGACGGACCCGCCCAUGAUUCUACUUUCAUGCGAUCACAGAUUGUGAGAUUUGACAUGCGUUUAUCGGAUAUUAGUGAUUACGGAUUUCUAAACUUAGGUGGUCCAGAAAUGGUCUCAAAUCAUAAGGAUAAUGUGCAGGUGUCUCUAUGUAGUUGGUUCUUCAAAGGAGAGGGCAUGGAUUGGCUGAGUAAGGUGGCGCACAUAGGACGCUUUGAAGAAGCUGACCCAUCCCCGGAAUUCAACGUUUUUCUGGACAAAAUACUCGGAAACCUUUGCACUUUAUCUGCAAGCAGUAUCCCUGAUGAACUUCGCCCUGUCAUGACAUUUUACAGUGCCAUUGCAUACUCUGGAAUAGGAAAACCCUUGAAAGCUAUGACCAAUUUUAAUCUCGCCGCUAAAGGAGUAACCGAUCAGAACAAGGCGCUUCUGACUGCUUUGUCACCUGUUGGCAAAACCCAAGAGAUCAACCUCGGAGAUUACUACGUAAUGGCUUUUAAGAGUCGCCGAUGA
Cylicocyclus nassatus is the source of this 1488-nucleotide messenger RNA. NCBI's taxonomy places the organism in Eukaryota, Metazoa, Nematoda, Chromadorea, Rhabditida, Strongylidae. The record is from the annotation of a GenBank genome assembly.